CUUGAGUGUCAGUCAUCUCAGAUCUGAAGAGUACCAGUUGUGGAAGUCACCUUUCGACGCUGUGGCUCCGCCCCAUGUGCGGAAGCUGGCAAAUCAUUAGCCAGGCUCUUUUGAAGCCAGGCAGCAUCAGUCUAGUUUCCAUGUUGACUUCCGCUGGAUUCGCCCACCGAUAGGGAGAAACGAGGGCAGCAGUUUGUCAUUGGGGCUGAAUGGAGUUGAUAUCGGCCCGUGAUGCCUCCUUUUGGCUUGUAGAUGCACUGGAGCAACAUUGGUCCAGUGAUGCGGUUCUGAAUCAGAAACAUUCCGCCGUGAUAUCGGGACUGAGGUCCUCUUGUACUGAGUCAAGCGACGGGAAGCGCUCUGUCCUGGCUCUCGUGCCAGCUCUUGUCAGCCAUGUGGAUGACAUAAUCCAAAAGGGACAACCGGGUGGAUUCAAGACCGCUAUCCUCAGCACUCUCGCGGACUCGACGCGAGAAGUGCCAUUUUGGCGACCCCUUUUUGGCCUCGAGGCUAAACCAGAUGAUGUGGUCAACAAUAACGAGAUGAGAUGGGCAUCUCCCCCCGACUGUAUUGUUGAAGUUGCGAGGCGGGUUGUCUCCGGGAUGACCCCGGCAUCAACAAGCGAACAAUCGAGGUCUGCCCUCAGAAUUAUCGCGAAUUGUUGCGCAGACAACAAUAUCAAUCGGUCCGUCAUCAUUGAACGCGGUGGCAUCGAAACAAUGCUAGGAAUGGUCAGACAAGGGCGAGAAUGCGACCUUGUGAUCCCCACCCUCUAUAACGUCUGUGUGGAUUACGACGAACCCGCGAGAAAUGCAGAGGGCGAGCCAUGGGCCUCUCUCCAAGAAAGGGCAGCAAGGGGUGAAGAAGUCGACUCGAACACAGCCGUCAACGCCGCGGAGCAGAGACUCGGCACAUAUUGGUCGCCGCACGAGCGGGUGACGUCCUUUGAAAUUUUGCUCAAGGCCAAAGAUUCCGGACAGGUCUCCCUAGGGACGUUGGCUGACCUGGUUGAAAUGGCCAGUCGGGUAGCACUCUGCGGGACCGACAACUUCGUUCACAAGGCUAAUGGAAAUGCACCUGGCGCCUUGGUCGACAUCGACACGACCGCCGACAUUGUUCAGUCACUGUUAACGCAGGGCGUCGCACUUGCGAAAGAGGAUAUUGACUGUCGAGCCUCGAUUUGUCAAGCCGUGCUCAACCUGCUCUCACAACCAGACACUCAUCGUUUCGUGGCGGGAGACUUCCGCAUGAUCUGGAACCUGAUCCACUUACCUCAUGCAACGGAUGGUCUAGGCGUCGAAACUGAUGAUGCUGAUGAAGAUGAACCAGCACUGGCUCCGUACCAGAAGGCGAUCCUCAAGAUGGUGUAUAGUAUAUCUGCAUCCGAAAAGUAUGAACAAGUUUCCGGACCCCAAUCUCCGCUCAUUCGCGGCUGCAUCGAAGCCCUUGACGUGGACAGGCCGCACGACCUCCUCGCCAGCAUCUGUGUGCUCCUGGCCAACAGCACCGUAUCCAAGGAACGCGCCGAGCAGCUCAUUCGGUCCGCACCCAAGAUUGCCAGUUUCCUGUCGGAUUUGAUCAUCAAGAGCACCGACGCGGGGGUUCUUCUUCCCGCCCUCAACCUCGCAACGCGGCUGUCACUGUGUCGUGAGGGCCAAGACGCAUUUCAUCACACCGAGAUGGUGGCGGCUGUAUCGGCGGUCCUUGCCCCCUCUACGAGCGAGGUCGAUUCCCUCCGACUCGAAGUGCAACGCGACGCCGUCGUCCUUGUGAGACUGAUGAUCAAGGGACGUGUGGAAUAUCUCUCCGACCUGGGACUCACGAGUGAAGACAUGGCCCAUACAAAGAUGAUAGCCCGGAUAUUUUCCCUCUUUGAAAAGACAAGCCACCGGGAAACGAAGACCGAGAUAGGAAGGCUGUCCAUCGAAAUACUCCGCACGCUACUCUCGUCCCAACAAGAGUCUACGCAGUCGGCCAUCACAAUCGAACGAGACCGACCAAGUCAUACGAAUCACACAAACGCCGAGUCCCUCUUCCGAUCCAUCUUCCCCGCUCAGCAAACACCCUCGCCAUCAACCCCGGCAACAUCAAAUCCAGCAAGCACCACAAUCGCGAAUACGAUAUGCUGGAUCCUGACACAGUCUACAAGCCAGUCGAGCGACCCACGACAAACAUCACCCCAGCCAUCCCUCCCGCAGGCCCAGGCCGAAGCAGAAGCCUGGUUCGGUCUGGCUCUCCUCGCCGCGUUUCCGUCCACGCAUGGCUCGAUCAGAGCCGCUCUCGCGCGAGAUGACUUUCAGUUGUUGAGGCGACUUCGCGAGAUCGCCGCGCAGACACCCCCUCCGCGUCCCGGGCCCGAGUCAUUGGAGAGAAACAACGAACACGCAGAGCAAGCAGCUCGUGGUGGAAAUGCGCCAGGAACCGGCACGCCGGAGAAGGACAGGGUGGAUCCGCGGUAUGAGAACAUCAAGGUCCUCCUCGCGAGGCUGGUUCGGUCGCGACCCGGCCCCCAGCCCCAACUCCAAUCGUCGUCGUUGACCUCAGACGCGCAGGGGCCAGGUCCAAGUACGGUGGCGGCCGGAGAGGGAGAAGGACUCGUAGACACCCAGGUGCAAGCUAGCAUCGAAGCCGCAGCCGCAGAGCUGGGUCUCGACUGGGUAUUGAUCUGACGGGGAGGGGGGGUCCCCUACCUAAUCUCUGGGGCAAAAAGAACGAGUUUUCAAUUUCAUUGUAUCCGCGCGUAGAAGCAUGAUCUAAUAUCUGGGCUUUUUCUCCCCUUUAUGGUGCGAGGUACAGUACUCUGGCGUAACCCUCUAUAGGAGAAUGAAAUAGACCAACGACACGGCACAU
Messenger RNA from Cladophialophora immunda, 2850 nucleotides. RefSeq lists its product as uncharacterized. Gene Ontology annotation, cellular component: cytosol. The transcript has a single exon. The record is from RefSeq and is a predicted model, not a curated record. Gene Ontology annotation, biological process: positive regulation of GTPase activity. Gene Ontology annotation, molecular function: guanyl-nucleotide exchange factor activity. Bases 210 to 2669 code for a protein of 819 amino acids. NCBI's taxonomy places the organism in Eukaryota, Fungi, Ascomycota, Eurotiomycetes, Chaetothyriales, Herpotrichiellaceae.